UUUAUGUGCAUUACAAAUAAUCAAAAUGAAAUUCCUUCCCCACCUCGGAAUUUUCGCUGCACAGAUACUCACCUUUUUCCAAGUUGCCUUCGUACUUGGAAACAUUGACGCACCUGGACAGCAUUUAUCAAUCCGUAAUGUUGCCUUACUUUGGAAAUUGUCCACCGCCUCUGUGCCAUACCUGGAUUUUAACGUUAGUCUCAACGAGAUUAACACAACACUUCACAUUUUCAUGUUCAAGAUGUCGAAACCCCCAGUGCUAGAGGAGAAUGAGAUUGACACGAGUUGUCUUAAAUACGGUCCAUCGGCCCACACUGACCUGACACCCACCCAUCUGAUCAGCUUGGUCAAAGUUUGUUGCAUUAAACUGUUUUAUCGUGACGAAAUUCGACUCAAUUUGGAUGACCCCCCGGAAAUAGAUCUAGCGGAUCCAGAUGAGUUAGUUCUCACGGCAAUUGAUGAGCUUCCCCGUAAAGUUGGUGGGGUUUUGGGAAUCAGAGACGUGAUCAGACGUGAUAUCGGAAUCGGAAAUCAUGACGAGAGAUAUCUUCCUUUGUUUACGAUGAUGGUUGAUUACGAAGAUUACACAGGGGCUACGCAAACCUCUAAAGUCUGUUUCCCUAUAUCGACCAGGUUGGAAUUUUUGAUCGAAAACGAACUUGAACCCGAAAUUUGGGAUUGUCGCCCCAUGUGUGUGUACACUGAUGUCGCGGAAUUUUCAAAUUUUCGCUUCGAUGAUGCAGAUGACUCCGACCUCAUUGAAAAUGUGUGGGACUGUCUUCGUCAAAGAGUGUUGGAUGAUCCAGUCGCAUGGCUGGAGGAUCUGAAGGUCAUGGCGGAACUCAAGGGACUAGUAUCACCAACCGAGUUGACCGUAAACGACGUACAACUUGAGUGGAGACCAUGUGAAAAAGGGUCCAAUUAUCUUGACAUGGUCGUCCAAGUAGAAGAAUUUGGAAACGAAGGGGACAAAAUCAGGAGGAAGAUGAGAAUUCAUGCAGCUAUAAUAGAAUUAGGAGUUCCGUUAAGGAACCCAGAUUUAGAGUAUCCCACCUGCUUGUUCAUGUUUGAUGACGACGAUCAGUCCAAGCUCACGCCCAUUUUGAUCACGGUGACCAAGAUGUGCUACACAAUAAUGCGUGACAAAGAAUUGGGAGGGGAUCUGGGUGGGGUACCUAUCGCAGUUAUGGCCAAUUUAACGAACGAAGGUUACAAAACAAGCGGCAAAAUAGAAACCUCGAUAAGUCUGAAUGAUCCGGGAAAUCGGAUGACUGAGGUGCUAAACGCGUUACGGAGGAAACCCGGUAAGGUUACACGAGUGAAGGACUUAUUCACGCUGUACAUCCCAAACCAAGUGAGCGGGGAGGAUGAACCUAUUCUGAAGUAUACUGUUGACUAUGAGGAUUACGAAGGUUACAUACAUAUUUACCUAAAAAAAUUUAAGUUUAAAUUUACGACAUAUCUCACUGGUGUAAAUUUUGUAAUUUAAAUGUAAAUGGAAAAUCAUAAGUAAUUUUGACAUUCAAGUUUACGUAGAAGCUGUUCUUCGUAAAUGCAUAAUUUCUGUAGAAACGACAUUUUCGUGAAGCAGCUAAUUUAGCAAACAAAUAAUAAUUAAAGUACUUGGAACUUGAGUUUAGAAAUCCUUUAUUCAAGAGUGAGACUUACAUAAGAAACGUACAUACAGUCAGCAAAAAAAGUGAAUACACCUUUAUGUAUUUUUUAUUACGGUACAGUACGUAGCCGUGCACUUAGCGAUUAGAAAUUCCGCACGCAGUUGUGUAUUUAAAGCAUAUAUGCACUUUCUACAUAUAUGCUUUUGCAUAUUGCAAAUAGUUGAAUUUCGCCGCAGUCACGAUUUUGGCCUCAAAAUCGUUUUUGGCGAAAAAUUCCUGUGGGCGUCAAAAUAUCGUCAUAUUAUAGCUGAUUUUCUUUGUAAGCCCUUGUAGUUUCCAAUACAAAAUAUUAGAAAGUCCAAAAAAAUUAUCCAUUGAGUUUUAUUUUUGGACUCUCAUUGUGAAUUGCUAAAAAAUUCUGACAUUUGACCUGUCGGUUAGGGCAUCCAAAAUCGGUUUUUCCGAUUUUGUAAAACCGGUUUAAAACCGGUUUUCGAGCUACCCGAAAACCGGUUUUAUAAUUUUCUAAAAAACGCGAUACUUUUUGAUCGAUAAAUGCCCGUAUCAAAGUCUGUUUAAGUAACCCACGGCUAUGUGUACAUUAUUUUUAAUUUCUUAAUUGCAACUGUUAAUAAGGGAAAAUUUUCAUUUCCUUGUACGUUAUCCUGCAUGGUUGUACAGAUACGAGUAUAGUUAUUGUAUUGUGUUUAUCUUCCGUGAUCCAAAUUGACCAUAUGAAAAGUCCAGCUAUAUAAGUAAUUAAGUAAGUACUUACAUGUGCAUGACAACAGUUCUGAUGUUGAUCAUACUAACAUACAUAUGUACAUAUAAUCAUAUCUACCAGCUUGCAAAGACUCCUACGGCUGUAACAAGUGACAAUUCGAUUGAAUAAUUAUUCGCCAAAUAAGUUAUAAAUAAGGUGUGACGGGCGCAAAUGGGGCCAUGGCAUCAAACCACUUCAGGGUUUUCGUAGACUCAUAGGGUACUCCAACAUAUGCAAGGUGCAUCAAGAUCUGAAGAUAACAUGUAGAGGGUCUGUCCUCCUAAGAAAUGAUAUGCCAACGAGGUGAAUCCUAUUUAAUAAUUAACUUAACAACUGCCACCUUGAUUAAGAUUUGAAAAUUGAUUGAAAGUGACACAUAUCAAGAAUUUAGGGUUUAUGAUUAUAAUGAAACAAAUAUUUCAUUAUAGUGCUUUCAUCUUAAAUCAGAUUUGGAUUGAUUAAUUAUUUACGAGUGCGUGCACGCCUACAGCCAAUUAUUUUGAAGGUUUGACAAUUAAACCAUGACGAACGAACAGAAAAAUUCACACUGUGAAUUUCACAGUCGUAUAUAUGUACAUCUGAAAUUACGGAAUCUUUACGACCUUUUCAUUCAAAUGAAAGGAAAUUCGUUUAUCUUUUUCAAAAAUCCGCAAUUCGGAUGAAAUGAUCAAAAUCCGCACGGAUUGUAAUUUUCUAACUCUGAGAUAGAGACUAAAAUACGUA
Molecule: messenger RNA, 3102 nt
Organism: Folsomia candida
Lineage: Eukaryota; Metazoa; Arthropoda; Collembola; Entomobryomorpha; Isotomidae
Exons: 5
Coding region: 26-1489 (487 amino acids)
Source: RefSeq, a predicted model, not a curated record